Serinus canaria (Common canary) is the source of this 368-nucleotide messenger RNA. Its product is annotated as feather beta keratin-like. Gene Ontology annotation, cellular component: intermediate filament. The transcript has 2 exons. NCBI's taxonomy places the organism in Eukaryota, Metazoa, Chordata, Aves, Passeriformes, Fringillidae. The record is from RefSeq and is a predicted model, not a curated record. The coding region runs from base 44 to 355 and encodes 103 amino acids. Gene Ontology annotation, molecular function: structural constituent of cytoskeleton.
AUCCUGCUCCUGCUGACAACCAGGCACCCUCCACACCACACCCAUGGCCUGCUACAACCGCUGCAGUCCCUGUGGACCCACCCCGCUGGCCAACAGCUGCAACGAGCCCUGUGCCCUGCAAUGCCAGGAUUCCCGCGUCAUCAUCAACCCUUCCCCUGUGCUGGUCACCCUGCCAGGACCCAUCAUGACCUCCUUCCCCCAGAACACCGCCGUCGGAUCCACCUCCUCCGCUGCUCUGGGCACUGAGCUCAAUGCCCAGGGACAGCCCAUCUCUGGUGGAUUUGGCUUUGGUGGCUUUGGCUACGGCCUGGGAGGCCUGGGCUGCUAUGGCAGAAGGGGCGGCUACAUCUGCUAAGGGCCCUCAGCAC